This is a messenger RNA of Eriocheir sinensis (Chinese mitten crab), 4645 nucleotides long. RefSeq lists its product as uncharacterized. The coding region runs from base 656 to 1951 and encodes 431 amino acids. The record is from RefSeq and is a predicted model, not a curated record. Lineage: Eukaryota; Metazoa; Arthropoda; Malacostraca; Decapoda; Varunidae. The transcript has 2 exons.
AAAUACAAAUACAAAUACAUUAGAAUUGUAUUUAAAUACAAUUCAAAUACAAAUACAAUUGUAUUUGAUCCACCCCUGACUAAUACUACUAAUACUAAUACUAAUACUAAUACUAAUACUAAUAAUGCUAGCUACUACUACUACUACUACUACUACUACUACUACUACUACUACUACUACAACUUCUGCUAUGAACUACUACUUACUUCCAUUACCGUCGUGUUUUCUGAGGCAUCUUCCCCCGACAAGCCCGGGAAUCAGUCUUCGCGCCAAGCAGCUUUUGAUACGCGAAGAUUAAUAACGUAAUCACGGGCUCCUUACAUUCCAAUACUUCUCGCCAUAUGUAAUCAGAGGCAUGUAAUUGAGAGGCGGGAGCAGCCGGCGUAUAUGCAAACCCUGUAUCAAAUUACCGCAGCUAACUCGCAAAGCAUUUUUCAUGAGUUUAGUAAUAUUUUGCUGCGGCCGCGUGACGGUACAGCGGCUGCAGACCUUAAAAGCCUCUCUCGUACACUUUCCUUCCCCCUUUCCCUUCUUUACACAUCUUUUUUUCUUGUUUUUUUUUCCUUUAUCUUGCCUCCUUCUUCCCUUACGUUAUUUUAUUGAUUUGGUAUCCAAGAUUCUGCCCUCUUUAACCUCAUUGUCUCCUUCUUAACUUAUGCUUCUCAUGUUCCUUCUCCUGUUCCCUCUCUCUUCCCCUUUUCCUUCUUUUCCCAUGUUUGUUCCUCGCUAUCUUCUCUUUGUCUCCUUACGCUGCGCUCUUUGUUCGUUCAUUUGUCUCCUUGUUUCUUUAUUAUGCCUCUCCUGUUCCCUUUCCUUCCCUCUCUCUUCCCCUUUUCCUUCUUUUCCCAUGUUUGUUCCUCGCUAUCUUCUCUUUGUCUCCUUUUCUUACGCUGCGCUCUUUGUUCGUUCAUUUGUCUCCUUGUUUCCUUUUUUAUGCCUCUCCUGUUCCCUUUCCUUCCUUUCCUAUCUUUGUGCCUCGCUUUUUUCGCGUUCUCUCCUUCUCUUACGCUGUUUUCUCGUUUUGGUGUUCAAGAUUCUACUUUCUUUGCCUCCUUGCUUCCUUCUUAUGCCUUUUCUGUUCCCUUUCCUUCCCUCUCUCUUCCCCUUUUCCUUCUUUUCCUAUCUUUGUGCCUCGCUUUUUUCGCGUUCUCUCCUUCUCUUACGCUGUUUUCUCGUUUUGGUGUUCAAGAUUCUACUUUCUUUUGCCUCCUUGCUUCCUUCUUAUGACUCUCCUGUUCCCUUUCCUUCCCUCUCUCUUCCCUUUUCCCUUCUUCCCCAUCUUUAUUUCUUGCUUUUUUCGCGUUCUCUCCUUCUUCUCUUACACUGUUUUCUCGUUUUGGUGUUCAAGAUUCUACUCUCUUUUGCCUCCUUGCUUCCUUCUUAUGCCUCACCUGUUUCCUUUCCUUCCCUCUCUCUUCCCCUUUUCCUUCUUUUCCUAUCUUUGUGCCUCGCUUUUUUCGCGUUCUCUCCUUCUUCUCUUACGCUGUUUUCUCGUUUUGGUGUUCAAGAUUCUACUUUCUUUGCCUCCUUGCUUCCUCUUAUGCUUUUUCUGUUCCCUUUCCUUCCCUCUCUCUUCCCCUUUUCCUUCUUUUCCUAUCUUUGUGCCUCGCUUUCUUUUCUUUGUCUCCUUCUCCUCCUACGCAAGUUCUUUUGGUUUGGUGUAAAAGAUUCUACCUUUUUUUUCUUUCACUUUCUUUUCCUCUCCUUCCUCUCCUCCCGCUAUCGCUUCUUUCCCGAUCUUUGUUUCUCUCUUUUUUUCCUAUGCUUCCUUCUCCUACGCUGUUCUCUGAAUUUUGGUUUCCUGUUAAUGAUUCUACCUUCUUUUUCUUCCUUGUUUCCUUCCUUACUUUCUUUUCCUCUCCUUCCCCUUUUCGUAUGUUUAAAUUUACGUUCUUCUGAUCAGGACGCCUCUCCACCCGAAAUUGACCUCUCUUUCGCCCACCUCUUUUGAUUCUUUUUUUUUUAGGAUCAGCGAGUAGCGGGCUUUUUUUAUUAUUGUUUCCUUUUUUUUUAUGCCCUUGAGCUGUCUCCUUUGUUGUAAAAAAAAUAAAAAAUGCCCACGUUCGUUUCUUCUCUGUAUCUUCCUUUCCACUUAUAUCUUGUACCUACUUCUUCUGCACUUUAUGUAUUUUUUUUCUCAUUAGUUUCCCCGUCCUUUCCAUCCCGUCCUCUGUUUCAAGUUUAUUCCUCCUAUACGCCCUAUUGUACCCAUCUUGUAUCUCCUUAGCGACCUGCUCAUCGUGUUCGCUUCCUCUGUUUCUCUUCCUCGCUUUCCCUGUUUCCGUGGAUAGGUUUGCUUGUUCCUAUCUUUUUCUCCCUCGAUUUAUAUCCUUCCUCGAUUAUGCUUUGUCUGUAUUUUCUUUUACUCUGUUCAUUUAUUUAUUCACCGUGUUCGCUUCCUCUGUAUUCCUCCCUUUCCUUGUUUCCGUGGAUAGGUUUGCUUUUCCGAUCUUUUUUCUGCCUCAGUUUAUAUUCUUCCUCGGGUAUUCUUUGUCUGUAUUUUCGUUUAUUCUUCUCAUUUUCAUUGUUUUAAGCCCCAUUGUGUCAGUUUCUCUCCUCUUAUCUCCUUCACUUUCCUUGUUUCCGUGGAUAGGUUUGCUUUUCCGAUCUUUUUUCUGCCUCAGUUUAUAUUCUUCCUCGGGUAUUCUUUGUCUGUAUUUUCGUUUAUUCUUCUCAUUUUCAUUGUUUUAAGCCCCAUUGUGUCAGUUUCUCUCCUCUUAUCUCCUUCACUUUCCUCACUUUCCUUGUUUCCGUGGAUAGGUUUGCUUGCUCCUAUCUUUUUCCUGCCUCAAUUUAUAUCCUUCCUCGACUAUUCUUUGUCUGUAUUUUCCUUUAUUCUUCUCGUAUUCAUUGUUCUCACUUUCUCUGUUUCUUUCGUUUGGUGCUCCUUAUCUCCCCUUCUUCGUGACCCUUAUCCCCUCCCUGUCUCAUUUUUUUUCUGUCUCUCCUUUCCUUCCCCUUUUCUUGUGUUUGAAGUUAUUGCCAUGAGUCCCAUUACACUCCUCUCCAUCCAUCUUCGCUGUCUUUCUUUCCUCUCUCCAGUUUAUUUUUUUCCUCUAUUGAUUUCUCUCCCUUUCCCUCUUAUCUUCUUUAUGCUCAUUGGUUCCGUUUCGCUUCUCCUCACUUUCCACUCUUCUCCCUCCAUCUUCGCUUUUUCUGUUCCCUGUUUUUUUUCUCUCCGUUUUUUGUUGUUGUUGUUUUCCCUCCCUUUCUUUCCUUUUCCAUCUUUGUUAUGCGCAUUGGUUCCUUUUUUCCUCUCUUCACUUUCAACUUUUUUCCUUCCAUCUUCGCGUUCUGAUCACUGUUUUAUUUCCUUUCUCAGUUUUUUUUAGAUGUACUUUCCCCCCGCUAUUAACUUCUUUCACUUUCCAUCUUCGUUAUGUUCAUUGGUUUCGUUUUGCUUCUCUUCACUUUCAACUUUUUUCCUUCCAUCUUCGCGUUCUGAUCACUGUUUUAUUUCCUUUCUCCGUUUUUUUAGUUGUUUUCCUCCCCUCUGUUGAUUUCUUUACUUUUCCAUCUUUGUUAUGCUCAUUAGUUCCGUUUUGCCUCUUCCCACUUUAUUUUUUAUAUAUAAGAGGUUAUUUCUCGCUAGAUUGAGCCUUUACUCCAUUAAAGGAAGGUUGAUCAGAGCUGAUCUUAUUAUGGUGUUCAACAUUCUGAAAGGGUUUUGUCCUAAUCUUGGUCACCUCUUACUUAGAAAUCAUAAGAGACAAGAGGCCACUCCUUAGCAUUUGGAAUAAUUUACCUGAAUCAGUUGUCAUAGUGAAUUCUGUUAAUGCUUUUAAACGGCAUCUUGACACUUCUCUUGGUCAAAUUUUGUAUGAUUUUGAUUGACUUUGGGUUGUUCAGUAUCACUUUGAAUUGUAGGAUUGUACGUGUCCAGUGCUGUGGUCUCCACUCGGGAUUGCCAAUCUGACUGCAUUGUCUUGCCACUUGCUCAAGAGUGGUAUGGCAGUGGUUUGUGUGGUCUUGGUGAUGCCACAUUGGCCAACCAUCAGAUCAUCUAAAGGACUCUCUACUUGCUGUCUUGGUUGGAGGCGUCACUUGAUUCUAGAUGGGGUUCUCCCCAUCUAGGAAAGAAAUCUAGGUAAGGUUUGAGGUCUUGGCUGGGCAGGGCGGGGAGGGAGAAUGUAGCAGCCCAGGAGAAGUAGCAGCCCAGGGUAGUGAGGAGGCAGCAGCCCAGGGGAGGGAGAAGGUAUAUAGCAGCCCAGGAGGGUGAGGAAGUAGCAGCCCAGGGUAGUGAGGAGGCAGCAGCCCAGGGGAGGGAGAAGGUAUAUAGCAGCCCAGGAGGGUGAGGAAGUAGCAGCCCAGGGGAGUGGGGAGGCAGCAGCCCAGGGGAGUGGGGAGGCAGCAGCCCAGGGGAGUGGGGAGGCAGCAGCCCAGGGGAGUGGGGAGGCAGCAGCCCAGGGUAGUGGGGAGGCAGCAGCCCAGGGGAGUGGGGAGGCAGCAGCCCAGGGGAGGGUAUUAUUCUAGUGUUUGCCCAUACUCACCCCUCGCAACCAAAAUUGGCAAGGGGGCCAUUGAGACUCCUCCAUAUUGUACUUAAGGGCAUAUUAUACAUACGGACGAUGUGUUUACAUAGCGACGCCAUUGCAAUAUGAGCAGCGUUGCCAACGAUCCGGUUGACAAUGAUACGCUAGGUGAG